AUGGCAUCAUUCGCUCGAACUGUGCUUGCUACUACUCGGUCUACGACAGCGGUCCGUCCGCUCCACCGAGCAUUGAAUGUCAUUCGACCUCGAGCUACAGCUAUAGCUAUAGCUAUAGCCGGACCCUCAUUCCGUAGAGGAUACGCAACUUCUUCAGGGGAAUCAUCACCCAUCGAUCCAUCCCUGACACGAGCAUUAGAUCUGAUAGAGUCUGGAACUAGAGCAUUGGAAGAUGGAGAUCUAUCAAAAGCUGCUAAACAUUAUAGGGAAAGUGUAGAGACCAAAGAAACGAGUGAAGGCUGGCAUAAUCUAGGUAACUGCGAAUAUCAUCUACAAAACAAAAUAGCAGCAGUUGAAGCGUGGGGUAAAUCAAUACAACUUCAACCUUCAGCAGAUGCACAUACAAACCUGGCUUCAGCAUACGUAUUGGAUUCUCCACCAAAACCAGCUUUGGCGAUUAAACAUCUGACUUCAGCAUUGGAAUUGACACCUGAAGAUCCAGAGAUCGCUUUCAACCUGGCGGCUGUGUUGGAAUCCACUGGUCAACUAGAACCCUCGCUCACUUUAUACAAAAAAGCUCACUCAGGUGGAAUAGAACGUGCCGCUCAAAACGUAAGAAACGUCAGUGCCAAGAUCAUCGGAGAAAGAGCAAAAUCAGAAUCAAAAGAAGGUAAUCCAUAG
Molecule: messenger RNA, 681 nt
Organism: Kwoniella shivajii
Lineage: Eukaryota; Fungi; Basidiomycota; Tremellomycetes; Tremellales; Cryptococcaceae
Exons: 8
Coding region: 1-681 (226 amino acids)
Biological process (GO): protein O-linked glycosylation
Molecular function (GO): protein O-acetylglucosaminyltransferase activity; protein binding
Source: RefSeq, a predicted model, not a curated record